Schistocerca nitens (vagrant locust) is the source of this 532-nucleotide messenger RNA. Its product is annotated as cuticle protein 18.7-like. The transcript has 3 exons. Bases 20 to 439 code for a protein of 139 amino acids. The record is from RefSeq and is a predicted model, not a curated record. NCBI's taxonomy places the organism in Eukaryota, Metazoa, Arthropoda, Insecta, Orthoptera, Acrididae.
CUCCUACAACAGCUCCGCCAUGAAGGUCCUGCUGGUACUCCUCGUCGCCGUCCUUGCUGUGGCCGUGGCUAGACCCGGCUACCUGGGCGCUGCGCACGGUGUAGUCCCUGCCACCCACGCAGUGGUGGCCGCGCCCCACGCCGUCGUCGCCGCCCACGGCGCCCACGGCGUCCACCCUGGACUGGCCGCCUACGGCCCGGCUCACAUCGCCGUCGGCCCCGGCGGCUACGUGCAGGACACACACGAGGUGGCCGCCUCCAGGGCCGCCCACCUGAGCGCCGUCGCCCAGACGCAGGCCCGCGACGCCCACAUCAACAGCGCCUACGCGCACGCGGCCCUCGCAGCCCCCGCCGCCGUCCUCGCCGCCGCUCACGCCCCCGGCCUGCUCGGAGCUCACGGCCUCGGCUACGCCCACGGACACCUGCCCAUCCACGGCUGAGGCCUGCUGUCGCGCCGAACGCCCCACCGCCGACAUCUCAAAUUGUGUACAAACUAACUUAUAAGUAAAUAAACAUCGGCACAUCGAUAUGAA